AGAGAAUGGUUGCAUGAUUGCUAUUCCGGACCCAAUCCAGAAGUAUUGGCAUUGUAAAGUAGAUUUCCCAUUCUCAUGCCAGUCUCCUUGUCUGGCCACGGUGCACAUGAGGCCUGAUAAACUGCGAAGUGCAGGGUCUGUUGUCUCUAAUGCAGAUGGCAGUGCAGGGCUGUGGCAGCUUGACCUGACCCUAGCCAGGCUGCAUUUCACCCAUCACCCCCUGUUUAGCACAGAGCAUGUGUUGGCUCAGAGACUGUAUGAGCUCUAUGAGCAUUAUGAAACCCGUGAGAUGAAGGGUGCAACUACCUCUCUGCAGGACAAGCUAAGCGGGCUGAAGAAGUCAGAAACAGCCUUGACCACCACUGAUGAAACUGCUCCUUGCUCAAAGUUACAGGAUCUGAGACAACAAAUACGAAAGACCCAUGUAGCACUGAAGAUUGAGAGGCAGGCAGACAUCUCUCUGGUGAGGAACAUUGUUGCUGCUUGGAAGCGCAUCAAAACCCUCAGGGCCAAGAACGGCUAUGUGAACACCACUGUGAAAUUACAGCUGCAUAAAGUGAAGGCAAGGAUCACUGACAGCACGACAAACCGAACUGGGACAGAUGAGCACAUGAAAGCAAGUGUCUUCUCUCUUGACAAUCUCUUAACAUAACUGUUAUUAAUAAACUAUAGCCGUACUGU
Molecule: messenger RNA, 681 nt
Organism: Oncorhynchus kisutch (coho salmon)
Lineage: Eukaryota; Metazoa; Chordata; Actinopteri; Salmoniformes; Salmonidae
Product: protein CC2D2B-like
Exons: 5
Coding region: 14-652 (212 amino acids)
Biological process (GO): protein localization to ciliary transition zone; non-motile cilium assembly
Cellular component (GO): ciliary transition zone
Source: RefSeq, a predicted model, not a curated record